CCGGUUAAAAUCAGCCCCGCCCUUUAAAAUUUUUUAAGGCUGAGCACAUGCGCGGUGUUGGCCUUUGGUGAAAGAAGAAAAAGGGAUGGGUAUAGAUAUAGACCAUAGGAAUAAGAGGAAGGUGUAUAGGAGGGGGCCUAAGUCUAAUGAUGUCUACCUAAAGCUACUAGUUAAAUUGUACAGGUUUCUUGUUCGAAGGACUAAAUCUCCUUUCAAUCGUGUUGUCCUGAAGCGUCUCUACAUGAGCAGGACCAACAGGCCACCUCUCUCUCUCUCUCGUCUCGUUAUGCAGAUGAAGAAACCCGAUCGUAGUGAGAAGACAGCUGUUGUUGUUGGUACCGUCACUAAUGAUCACAGGCAGUGGAAAGUGCCCAAGAUGACAGUCUGCUGCCUUAAAGUAACUGAGCAAGCUCGGGCUAGGAUUGAGAAAUCAGGUGGUGAAAUCAUCACAUUUGAUCAACUUGCGUUAAGAGCACCUCGUGGACAAAACACAAUCUUGCUUCAAGGUCCAAGGAAAGCCCGUGAAGCUGUCAAGCAUUUUGGUACACCUGGCGUUCCGUUUAGUCAUUCCAAGCCGUAUGUGAGAUCCAAGGGAAGGAAGUUUGAGAAAGCUCGUGGAAGAAGAAAGAACCAUUCUUAUCAUAAGUGAUCACAUGACUAGAAUAAUGUUGCAUGUGUCAUCACAUUGUAUUGUUUUGAUUAUAAUAAUUAUAAUUCAAGAGAUAAUGAUUGAUACUGAUA
Molecule: messenger RNA, 741 nt
Organism: Amphimedon queenslandica
Lineage: Eukaryota; Metazoa; Porifera; Demospongiae; Haplosclerida; Niphatidae
Product: 60S ribosomal protein L18-like
Exons: 5
Coding region: 86-649 (187 amino acids)
Biological process (GO): translation
Cellular component (GO): cytosolic large ribosomal subunit; ribosome
Molecular function (GO): structural constituent of ribosome; RNA binding
Source: RefSeq, a predicted model, not a curated record